UCAUCUGACUAAUCUGUGAGUGACAAUCAUAUGUUCUUUUAUUUAAUGUUUAUGUAAAUAUGUUGUUAUAAUUAUUAAAAAAUAAACAGCCAUGCAACAAACAUCAAGAGAUUCUAAGCUUGACUCUGCUGAUAGUUUCAAAAGGCAGGGCUCUAUACGGAAAGUUCUCCAUAACAAGGAGAAUAUUUUUGGAAAGCAAAAUGAAGAUUUGAAUAAGUUUUAUAAAACUUUCCUACAGGAGUAUUCAAUUAUAGCUGAAUAUAAGAUGAUACAAAGUGAGAAUAUUGAAGGGGUUUAUGUUAUUCCCUCCAAGGAAUCAUCACUGUUGUGGUUUGGCGUUAUUUUUGUAAGAAGUGGCCUUUACGAAAAUGGAGUGUUUAGAUUUAAUAUUGAAUUGGAUGAGAAUUUCCCAGAUGGCAAACAUCCAAAAGUAUUCUUCCAAAGUGAUAUGUUCCAUCCUCUAGUUGAUGAAAAGACAAAGGAGUUAAUUUUACUAGGUGGCUUUCCAGUUUGGUCUAAGAGUAAUCAACACAUCUGGCAGGUUUUGAAGUACAUACACUGGAUAUUAUACAACAUCACAUCUAUUUCUACACCUGCUGUUAAUAAUGAGGCCUUAGAUUUACUUAGAUCAGAUGAAGAAGCUUUUCAAGAUAAAGUGAAGCAUUGCGUCCAAUCAAGUCGUGAUCACUUAUAUGAUAAACCUGCAGUAGACGAUGAUCACUACAUUGUAUUUGAGGAAUAUACACCUAAUAUUCAUAAUUCUGUUCGAACAAAUAUGCUGCAACAAGGUAGCGAUGCUGAUAGAAUUGUUACAGUAGGUCAUUCUUGGGUAAAGGAGGGAUCCUUCCAGCCUUUGUCAAGGAACCCGUCUUUACAAACCAACAGUGAUUCAUGACUCGCGAAAAAAUUCGUCCUAGUUUCAUUUCAAUCACAAUUUUAGACUCAAAUAUUUUACUUUAUACAUGACAAUUUUCUAAACAAAUUAAAUGAGCGAAAUGUUCUAAAUGCAUAUUGUGCAAUCUGUAAAUAUUAAAAGAAAGAAAAAAAAACUUAAAAAUGGCAGUAUUUAUA
Molecule: messenger RNA, 1071 nt
Organism: Nicrophorus vespilloides
Lineage: Eukaryota; Metazoa; Arthropoda; Insecta; Coleoptera; Silphidae
Gene: peo
Product: protein crossbronx homolog
Exons: 5
Coding region: 92-895 (267 amino acids)
Source: RefSeq, a predicted model, not a curated record